UGGGAAAAGGCAGACAAGGUACAAGCAGAUACAUUUUUUUUGGGAAGCGAGGGAUUUGGAUUUGUAUUUGUUUCUCUUCUUCAGUGUUGUAUUGUUUUCGUGAGAGAGCAAUACAACACCUCAGCCAAAUCCUCCUAACGAUUUUUCGAUCACAAAAAUGGCCGCGGUAAAUGGUGAAGUUAAAGCAGAGGCAGUAGUGCGCGAAGUGCUGGGACGCAGAGCUGAGGAAGUGGAUACCACCAUCAUUGAAUACAUCAUAAAUGUUCUCCAAGAUGAAACCUUCGACUUCGGUCUCAAAGGAGAGGGCGCCUUCGAUGCGGUGGGCGAUCUCCUUGUGGAUUCAGGAUGUGUCGAAGAUGAGCCAGAGGCUCGCUUGGUUUGUGGAAUACUCUCAGAAAGAAUUGGAACCCAUGAACAAAAAGGAACUAAGGAAGUGGUUCGAAGUCUUAGAACUCCAGUUCGCAUGUACGAUGGAUUGCGCCAAGAUGAAAGUCCCCCCAAGGUAGUUGAUACACAAGAUGGUCCUCCCAUGUCUGAGCAUGAUCGUGCUAAAAUUGAAAGAAGGAAGAGGAAGGAAGAUCGUCAAAGAGAGGCUGCAUACCAGUCACAUUUAGAAGAAAUGAAAGCCACAAUGGAAGGAAUGCCAGUUGCUUGUGUUCAUCAUGGCACUGGGGAUGAGGGAUCAGCUGCUAGGGACAUUCACAUGGAGAACUUUAAUAUAUCUGUUGGGGGUCGAGAUCUUAUCAAGGAUGGUUCAGUUACUCUGUCAUAUGGCAGGCACUAUGGUCUAAUUGGAAGAAAUGGUACUGGGAAAACAACCUUGCUUAGGCACAUGGCUAUGCAUGCGAUUGAUGGUAUCCCCAAGUACUGCCAGAUUUUACAUGUAGAGCAAGAAGUUGUUGGUGAUAACAUUACGGCACUUAAUUGUGUUCUAAAUUCUGAUAUAGAGAGAACACAACUCUUGGAGGAAGAAUCUAGAUUAGUUGCACUGCAGAGAGAAGCUGAGAAGGAUGGCGCAGCUGUACAGAAUGAUAUGAAACCCAAGGGAGCUAAUGAGGAGAAGGAUAAUGUGUCAGAGAGGCUAACACAGAUUUAUAAAAGACUUGAAUACAUUGAUGCCUACUCUGCAGAGGCUCGUGCAGCAUCUAUACUUGCAGGACUCAGUUUCACCCCAGAGAUGCAACACAUGCCAACAAAAUCAUUUUCUGGAGGGUGGCGUAUGAGGAUAGCACUUGCACGAGCCCUUUUCAUAGAACCUGAUCUGCUUUUACUUGAUGAACCCACUAAUCACCUUGAUCUACAUGCAGUAUUAUGGCUGGAAACAUACCUUUUAAAAUGGCCAAAAACUUUAAUUGUUGUCUCACAUGCAAGAGAAUUCCUGAACACGGUGGUUACAGAUAUUUUGCAUUUACAUGGACAAAAGCUGACAGCUUACAAGGGUGACUACGAUACAUUUGAGAGAACUCGAGAUGAGCGUCUCCGUAAUCAACAGAAAGCUUUUGAAUCAAAUGAGCGUACAAGGGCUCACAUGCAGGCUUUCAUUGAUAAGUUCCGUUACAAUGCUAAAAGAGCAUCGCUUGUUCAAUCAAGAAUUAAGGCAUUGGAUCGUGUUGGUCAUGUAGAUGCUGUUGUCAAUGAUCCCGACUACAAGUUUGAAUUUCCAACUCCUGAAGAUAGACCAAGUGCUCCUAUCAUCAGUUUCAGUGAUGCAUCAUUUGGCUACGCCGGGGGUCCGCUUUUGUUUAAGAACCUAAAUUUUGGUAUUGAUCUUGACAGCCGACUUUCAAUGGUUGGUCCCAAUGGUAUCGGGAAGUCAACCUUGCUAAAACUAAUUUCAGGGGAUCUGCAGCCAAGCUCGGGUACAGUAUUCCGUUCAGCCAAGGUUCGCAUGGCUGUUUUCAGUCAGCACCAUGUUGAUGGGCUAGAUUUGUCUAAUACUCCUCUCCUAUACAUGAUGCGAUGCUUCCCUGGAGUUGUGGAACAAAAGCUACGGGCACAUCUGGGGUCUUUUGGCAUCACAGGGAACCUUGCACUUCAACCAAUGUAUACAUUAUCAGGUGGUCAGAAAAGUCGGGUUGCAUUUGCAAAAAUUACCUUCAAUAAACCUCAUAUUCUUUUGCUUGAUGAGCCUUCAAAUCAUCUUGAUCUUGAUGCUGUUGAGGCACUUAUUCAAGGGCUUGUUCUCUUCCAGGGAGGGGUUUUAAUGGUCAGUCACGAUGAACAUCUUAUAUCAGGAAGUGUUGAUGAGUUGUGGGCGGUAUCUCAAGGCAGAGUAACACCCUUCCAUGGAACAUUUCAGGACUAUAAAAAGUCCCUUAAGGCAGCAUAGUGAGAUGAUUCCUAUGUGUGUACAUGUGAAGUCACGAUAUCCCUACCCUUAAAAGGAAAGUCCAGUACUUUUAUACAGGAGCAUUUAAUUCUAAUUGAAUGCUAUGGUUUUCUAUUUCUCUUUAAUUUCAGCUAUUAUUUUCAUCAUAUAUUUUUGACAUAGACAAUGCAAAUGCUCUGGGAAAUUAUUGUUUGCAUUGAAUUCUUCCUCCAUUUUGGGUUUACGUGAAGAAGAAACUACACUGUUCAAAUGAACCUGGGUACAGAGAAACAGUUUAUCAAGAUUUUCAUCAACAGCUUUAAUGUUUAGAUACCAUUGUUGAGAUUGAAUCAAGGUCAGAACUAUGGCAGAAAAGGAGUAUGCAUUCCAGUCUUCAUCUGACCUGUUGAAAAAGUGUUAGGUAUAAUACUAUAGAAGAACUUGUGUAAGUUCAUUCAUGUUGUACAGGUGGAAAAAAGCCCACACGCAUUGUAGCCUUAUGCAUGGCUUGAAAACAUUUCUGUUUAAAUGCAAAGGAAAGCUCCAGCUAAUGCAUGACUGACUUGCAUGAGAGUCCCCAAGAUGAGUGGACUGUAUUAUCAAGCGUUAUCAGGAGGAUUGGUUAGUAAAUGUGCCUAAUUUUGAGUCUUUAAAGAUUUAUUAACAUUUGUGGUUGCCAACAGUGUACUGCAGAAUGAGUUGUAAUAUUAGAAGAAAAUUGAAUUCAAAUAUUUUAUAUAGCUUAAAUAGAACUUUAAAGAUUUAUCA
This is a messenger RNA of Cryptomeria japonica (Japanese cedar), 3076 nucleotides long. RefSeq names its product ABC transporter F family member 3. Gene Ontology annotation, molecular function: ATP hydrolysis activity; ATP binding. Lineage: Eukaryota; Viridiplantae; Streptophyta; Pinopsida; Cupressales; Cupressaceae. Bases 158 to 2329 code for a protein of 723 amino acids. The transcript is spliced from 18 exons. The record is from RefSeq and is a predicted model, not a curated record.